Folsomia candida is the source of this 666-nucleotide messenger RNA. RefSeq lists its product as uncharacterized. The transcript is spliced from 3 exons. Bases 209 to 532 code for a protein of 107 amino acids. NCBI's taxonomy places the organism in Eukaryota, Metazoa, Arthropoda, Collembola, Entomobryomorpha, Isotomidae. The record is from RefSeq and is a predicted model, not a curated record.
UAUGCUGGGUUCAAAAUAUCGUCAACUUUAAAGAUUACGUUCCACCAGAACAAAUGUAUAUUUCCUUUUCACACGUUUGUCUGGCUUGCUCGUAUUAGCUUAUUUUUAUGUAGAUGAGUGAGGAAAUGGUCAUCCGUCAUACGUAUGUGUCAACCCCUCCAGUCUCGCCACCACUUUUCAGGCAGCAGAUACAUACAUAUACAAAUACAUGGCGUCUUCCAUCUCCACAGCACAAAUCCUCCUCAAAGGCACCGACGUUCCCAAAUUAAUCAACAUCAUUGACAAAGACAUGCACCUGUUGAAGAAUUGGGAGGACUUCUGCGACCUUUUGGCUGCUUCGAAUUCUGAUAAACUUUCUUGGAGGAGAGGCAUUAAUAGUGGGAACAUGACGUACAGUGGAGUUUUCAAGGAAAUUUUGGUAGGCUGGAUCGCCAAUGAUAGGACGGUGGAAAACCUGGCAGAACUUUUGGACGCAGCAGGCUACAAAAUGACUGCAAGACAUAUCCGUGAGGCUUUUGUGGAGGAACACUAAAAAGUUUAAUUUCUAAAAUUAAAUGUUUAUCUAAAUUUAUUUUUUACAUUUUGUUAUUUAUAAAUAUGUAACGUGGCAAGUAGUUGGCGGAGUAAAUACAAUUUGCGAAUGUUUCUACUUUUCUACAUGUGUAA